AAAUGCACACUGUGCGGAGCGUCCGAGCGCCGCCAACCAGAACGACCCGUUCCUUCCCCUGAUUCCCUCCCACCUCCAGCCUCGCGAAUCGCGCGAUCCGAGCACCGGUCGUCCGGUCCUCGAGGCGUCUCGCGCCGGGGCCCUAAAUCUCCGGUGGGUUUGGUAUGCCCGGAGAAUCCGGCACCGCUUCCUGCUACCAGCGGGGGCGGCGCCUCUGGGUCUGGGGUGCUUGCCCUCCCGUUUCUCCCGUGCAAAUUGCGCUUGUUUAGAUCUUUUGCUGCUUUGCAGGUGGGAAUUGGGUGAUUCUUGGUGUGCGCUACUAGGCAAGACAACAACCACAUCAGCGCGGAGGAGGGGGAAGAGGACGUAUCUCACGGGAGCGAGGCCCGGAGGGAGAUGAAGGAUGUGGCCGUGGCUGGAGAGGAUUGCGUCCGCGUGCUGGGACCGGGUCCGGAAGUACGCGCUUACGAGGAAGGGUGAGGACGACGCCGACACCGACGCCGACGUCGACGCCGUCGCGGACGAGCUGCUGUGGUCGCGGGACCUCACCCGUCACGCGGCGGGCGACUUCUCCUUCGCCGUCGUGCAGGCCAACGACGUGUUGGAGGACCAGAGUCAGGUGGAGACGGCCGCCGCUGCCACCUUCGUCGGCGUCUACGACGGCCACGGGGGCGCCGAGGCGUCCCGCUUCAUCUCUAACCACCUUUCUGCGCACAUCGUCCGUCUUGCACAGGAACAUGGAACAAUGUCUGAGGAUGUUGUUCGAAAGGCCUUUUCUGCUACAGAGGAAGGCUUCCUGUCGCUUGUGCGCAGGACACAUUUGAUAAAACCUGCUAUGGCUACUAUUGGAUCUUGCUGUCUGGUUGGUAUCAUAUGGAGAGGGACACUCUACCUGGCCAAUCUUGGUGAUUCUCGGGCGGUUGUUGGUUGUUUGGAUGGAGCAAACAGGAUUUUUGCUGAACAGUUAACAAGGGACCACAAUGCUAGCAUGGAAGAGAUUAGGCAGGAGCUUAGGUCUCUUCAUCCUGAUGAUUCGCAAAUCGUUGUUCUGAAGAAUGGUGUGUGGCGCAUCAAAGGCAUCAUACAGGUUUCAAGGUCUAUAGGUGAUGCAUACUUGAAGAAGCGAGAAUUCGCUGUUGAUCCAUCCACAGCUCGUUUCCACCUCUCGGAACCUCUCCGCCGGCCUGUUCUGACGUCAGAACCAUCUAUAUCUUCAAGAAUUCUUGGUUCGCAAGACCGUUUUUUGAUCUUUGCAUCGGAUGGACUAUGGGAGCACCUCUCAAACCAGCAAGCUGUUGAAAUUGUCCACAAUAGUCCACGAGAAGGUGUUGCAAGGAGAUUGGUACAAACAGCUCUAAAAGAAGCUGCGAGGAAGAGGGAAAUGAGGUAUGGCGAUAUUAAGAAGCUCGAAAAAGGAGUCCGGCGCUACUUCCACGACGACAUAACAGUUGUCGUCGUCUUCAUAGACCAUGAACUGCGGGCGGAGCAUUCUUCCUCGACCUCUGUUCCUGAACUCUCGGUCCGUGGGUUCGUUGAUGCGGGGGCACGCUCCAGCUUUUCAGGGAUGAACGACAUUACUUGAUACAGUAACCUUGUGUUGCCUAAAUUUCUGUCAUUUUGAUGUAACAUUAGAUCAAACUGGCCUUCUGUAGUUUUCUUAUUCUAUUGGUGUUACUAGCGCGUAGUACGGCAUCUUUGCUUCUAUUAACAUCUGGCCACAUUGGAAUCACAAUUCGUUCUGGCAAUGUCUGGCUACUCUAUUUCUCGUUUCCCCAGCUCUCCUGAAGAAUAAGUUUCACAUCGGUAAAUAUCUAUAGGAUAUUGCUAGCUAAUGUUUUUUCA
Zea mays is the source of this 1842-nucleotide messenger RNA. RefSeq names its product putative protein phosphatase 2C 68. NCBI's taxonomy places the organism in Eukaryota, Viridiplantae, Streptophyta, Magnoliopsida, Poales, Poaceae. Gene Ontology annotation, biological process: protein dephosphorylation. Gene Ontology annotation, molecular function: protein serine/threonine phosphatase activity; cation binding. Bases 404 to 1582 code for a protein of 392 amino acids. The transcript has 5 exons. The record is from RefSeq and is a predicted model, not a curated record.